This is a messenger RNA of Enhydra lutris kenyoni (northern sea otter), 372 nucleotides long. RefSeq names its product 40S ribosomal protein S27-like. The coding region runs from base 61 to 315 and encodes 84 amino acids. NCBI's taxonomy places the organism in Eukaryota, Metazoa, Chordata, Mammalia, Carnivora, Mustelidae. The record is from RefSeq and is a predicted model, not a curated record. The transcript has a single exon. Gene Ontology annotation, molecular function: RNA binding; structural constituent of ribosome. Gene Ontology annotation, cellular component: cytosolic small ribosomal subunit; ribosome. Gene Ontology annotation, biological process: translation; ribosomal small subunit assembly.
CUGCUCGCUAGGGGUGUCGCCUUAGAGAUCUGGACUGGCUGGGAUUGAGAAAGGUUCAACAUGCCUUUGGCUAGAGAUUUACUACACCCAUCCUUGGAAGAGGAGAAGAAAAAACAUAAAAAGAAACGGCUAGUUCAAAGCCCAAAUUCCUAUUUUAUGGAUGUAAAAUGCCCUGGUUGCUACAAGAUUACCAUGGUUUUCAGCCAUGCUCAGACGGUGGUUCUUUGUGUAGGCUGUUCAACAGUGCUGUGCCAGCCAACAGGAGGAAAGGCCAGACUCACAGAGGGGUGUUCAUUUAGAAGAAAGCAACACUAAUGAUCCACACAACCUCUUGAAUUUGUGUUCUAUCGCAGAAAGCCUUAUCAGUUCAGU